AUGAACCAGACUCCUUAGAUAUUGGACACUAUUGUAAGGCUUCAAUUAUUUAUAGCAGACUGAUUAAGAUGCACUACAUAAGGCCUAAAAUUAAUUCUUAAAUCAAAAUAUAAAAACUGAGGAAUAAAGUCAAUCUUAAGUACCAAUAGCAAACUUUUAACCGUAAAACAACCAAUUUAAGCAGCCUCAAUUUAUGGUAGAAAUUGGAUUAAUUUCAGUUCGGACAAGGAAUGCCACCUGGAAUGCCACCAGGAAUGCCAUAAGGAAUGCCACCAGGAAUGCCAUAAGGAAUGCCACCAGGAAUGCCAUAAGGAAUGCCACCAGGAAUGCCAUAAGGAAUGCCACCAGGAAUGCCACCAGGAAUGCCAUAAGGAAUGCCGCAAGGAAUGCCGUAGGGAAUACCAUAAGGAAUGCCACCAAUGUCAUAAGGAAUGUAGCCUCGGGCUAUGACAAUAGGAAUGCAAUCUGGAAUGCAAUCUGGGAUGCUUGGAAUGCCUCCUGGAAUGCCUCCUGGAAUGCCUGGAAUAAUUGGAAUGCCUAUGAUGCCACCAGGAAUGUCUGGGAUGCCAAAUUAAAUGCCAGCCAUGCCACCAGGAAUUAAUCCUCCAAAUAUGGGUAAUAACUUUAUUCAUUAAAACAAUACGCUGUAAUAUCCUCCACAAUCAUUUAAUCAACCUAAAUUUUCUGAUGACAGCCAGAUGUAAUUAAAGAAAGAAAUAGACAAAUUAAAAAAUGAAAUAACUACUAAUGAAGAUGAAAAGUAAAAAAUGGAAAAUGAGUUCAAAAAGAAAAUCCAACAAUUAAAUGAACUGAAUAAUAAAUUAACAAGAGAUUUUGAUGAGUAGAAAUUCGAACUACAAAAUUAAUUUAAAAAAAAAGAGGAAGAAAAAGAGAGUUUAGAAAAAUAAUACAAAGAAAAUAUCAGAAUUUUAUAAUAAAAGAUUAGUUAAUAGGAAAUAGACCAUAAAGAUAUUGAGAAACAAAACUAAGCAGAGAUAAAAAGAUAUAAGACAGAAGUUGAAAACUUAAAAAGCUAAAUCCAGCAAUUAUAAGAAGC
Messenger RNA from Paramecium octaurelia, 1057 nucleotides. The record is from the annotation of a GenBank genome assembly. NCBI's taxonomy places the organism in Eukaryota, Ciliophora, Oligohymenophorea, Peniculida, Parameciidae.